Molecule: messenger RNA, 1367 nt
Organism: Aspergillus nidulans FGSC A4
Lineage: Eukaryota; Fungi; Ascomycota; Eurotiomycetes; Eurotiales; Aspergillaceae
Product: alcohol dehydrogenase alcC
Exons: 3
Coding region: 50-1108 (352 amino acids)
Biological process (GO): ethanol metabolic process
Cellular component (GO): cytoplasm
Molecular function (GO): alcohol dehydrogenase (NAD+) activity; oxidoreductase activity; zinc ion binding
Source: RefSeq, a predicted model, not a curated record
GUUUAUUACCUCUUCUAUCAAUCUCAUUUUACACACUCUCAUCCCAAGGAUGUCUGUCCCCGAAGUGCAAUGGGCCCAAGUGGUCGAGAAGGCAGGCACUCCUCCGGUUUACAAACAGGUUCCCGUUCCAAAACCUGGACCAGACGAGAUUUUGGUCAAGAUGCGAUAUUCGGGCGUCUGCCAUACAGAUCUUCACGCCAUGAAGGGCGACUGGCCUCUUCCUUCAAAGAUGCCACUGAUAGGCGGCCAUGAGGGCGCUGGUGUCGUCGUUGCUAAGGGAGAAUUAGUCAAGGACGAAGAUUUCAAGAUUGGUGACAGAGCCGGCAUCAAAUGGCUUAAUGGCUCCUGCCUCUCCUGCGAAAUGUGCAUGCAAGCCGACGAACCUCUUUGCCCUCACGCCUCGCUAUCCGGAUACACCGUCGAUGGCACAUUCCAGCAAUACACUAUCGGAAAGGCUGCAUUGGCUUCUAAGAUCCCGGAUAACGUGCCUCUAGACGCGGCGGCUCCUAUCCUCUGCGCUGGGAUUACCGUAUACAAAGGACUGAAAGAGUCCGGAGCGCGUCCAGGCCAGACUGUCGCUAUCGUUGGUGCGGGAGGUGGCCUGGGUUCUCUGGCACAACAGUAUGCCAAAGCAAUGGGGUUACGCACCAUCGCUAUUGAUUCCGGUGACGAGAAGAAAGCCAUGUGCGAGCAAUUAGGAGCUGAGGUCUUUAUCGAUUUCAGCAAAUCCGCCGACGUCGUCGCAGAUGUCAAAGCUGCCACGCCGGGCGGCCUAGGCGCCCACGCCGUCAUCCUCCUCGCCGUCGCCGAAAAGCCCUUCCAACAAGCAACCGAGUACGUUCGCUCCCACGGCUCCGUCGUCGCAAUCGGCUUGCCAGCCAAUGCAUUUCUCAAGGCACCCGUGUUCACAACUGUCGUCCGCAUGAUCAACAUCAAGGGAAGUUAUGUCGGAAACCGCCAGGACGGCGUUGAGGCGUUAGACUUCUUUGCCAGGGGCCUUAUCAAGGCGCCAUUCAAGAAGGCACCGCUGCAAGAUUUGCCACAGAUUUUUGAGUUGAUGGGGCAAGGGAAGAUUGCGGGUCGUUACGUCUUGGAGAUUCCCGAGUGAACGGGCAGGAAGCAGAAAUUCACCUACGCGGAUCAGGAUGGAAACAAGUAGGAAAAUUACAGAAUCAGCAGCCACUUUGGGAGUACACGAGAUGCAAAGGCUGGAGUUUCAUUUGGUGAGAUUUAUGUUAGUUCCUGUACGACCUGCUCCGCAGUGCUGUAGUAUGGCGUCUGGGGUAAGCCAGGCACAGAGUAGUAUCAGAGUAGGAUAUGACAAAAGCCCCCGAAAAAUCACCUACGUGGGACAUGUUUGUGGAGAG